Rotaria sordida is the source of this 396-nucleotide messenger RNA. Lineage: Eukaryota; Metazoa; Rotifera; Eurotatoria; Philodinida; Philodinidae. The record is from the annotation of a GenBank genome assembly.
AUGGAUUUUUCGAGAAAGUUCAUCUUAGAAUCACAUUCAAAUCCACACAACAAAGGUGUUUGGGCAACAAGAUUUGAAGAAAUACCAUCAAUACCCCGUGAACGACCAACAAGAAAGUUUGCAAGUGGUAUUAUUUUUUGGGGUGGCAUCUCGUAUGAAGGAUUAGUUCCCAAAAACGGUCCAAUUGAUGUCAUAUCAUGGUUGAAAAAGCAACCAACAGAUAAAAAGAAAAGAACUUAUAUGAAUGGUCAUUUAUAUGCUAAAUUUAUUAAAGAAGUUGCUCAUCCAGAAACUCAGAAGGUAUGUGGAAGAGAUUUUAUAUUUCAAGAUGAUACUGACUCAAAGCAACGAACCAAAAUUGUAUUACGAACUGUUGAUAAAUUAUUUAAUGAUUGA